Rotaria socialis is the source of this 1383-nucleotide messenger RNA. The record is from the annotation of a GenBank genome assembly. NCBI's taxonomy places the organism in Eukaryota, Metazoa, Rotifera, Eurotatoria, Philodinida, Philodinidae.
AUGUUCUUCUUCAAAUAUUGGAUUUACAUAAUUGGGAUUCUAAUCGCUAUUCAAGAAAGUAGAUCAUCAUCGAACUAUGAAAAAAAAAUAGAAACAAAAUUGAAGGCUGUGGAAAGCGAUGAUAUGACAAAUUUUCGAGAAGAAGUCAAGAAGUGGAUGGAAUCUGGUAUGCAUAAUUAUGAAUCAUUUUUAAGUGAUCAGGCUACUAGGUGGGAAAGAUGCCCAUUAAGCAUUGCUGUUACUGGAUCAGCUGGUCAAGGUAAAUCGAGUUUAAUUAAUACACUUCGUGGUUUGAAGCCUGGCUCAGAUGGUGCUGCUAAAGUGUGUGAGGUUGAAUGCACACAAGAAAUCACUGAAUACCCGGAUCCGACGCAUCCAAAUCUUAUUUAUUAUGAUUUACCAGGUGUAGGUACACCUAAGUUUUCAAGAUCUGAAUAUUUUAAUAUGAUUAAAAACCAAACGAAACAUAAUAUGGAAUUUAAAGAUUUUGAUUUCUUUCUGAUUUUAUCUGCUGAUCGAUUUACCGAAGAAGAUGCUUGGUUAGCACAACAGAUCAAUGGAGGUGGCAAACAAUUUUACUUUGUUCGUACCAAAAUCGAUAUUAGUAUAAAUAAUAGCCGGGACAAUGAUCCUGACAAUUUUAAUGAAGAAAAACUUUUAAAUACAAUACAAACAUAUUGUUUAAAAGAAUUAAAUGCACUUAAUCGUAAUAUAAGAGGAUCGAUUAAUAAUGGUUGGAAUGAAGCGAAUAUUUUUUUAUUGAGUACGAAAUUAUUUCAUUCUGAUAGAUGGGAUUUUCGACGAAUGCGUAAAUCGUUGAUGAAGGACUAUCCAGAUAAAAAACGUGACUCUUUCAUUAUGUCGUUUCGAACAAAUUCUAAAGAUAUUCUUCGUGAAAAAGUCAGUGUUUUGCAAAAAGGACUUUGGCAGUAUGCGAUGGUGAGUGCUUUAGGUGGGGCUGUGCCCUAUCCUGUUGUUUCUACUGUUAUUGAUCUUGCCACAGUUCAAUUUGCUUUAUCCAAUUACAAAAAACAUUUAGGUUUAGAUCAUAAAUCAUUGGAAAUAUUACUUGAAACAUAUCAAAUGGGGAGCAUCACAUCUCGACUGAAAAGUUCAGCUUCUUAUUUAUUUUAUACUCCUGAUCAAGUCUUCGCUAAAAUCGUUCGUUCUGAAAUAAAUGAUGAAAUAGCAGAAAAGACAACAAAACAGCUCCUGAAAUAUUUUCCUAUGCUCGGUCAACUAGUUGAUGCAACUAUAAGUUAUAGGAACACAUAUAUUCAACUACAUGAAAUGUUAAAUGAAUUGGAAUCAGCAGGAAUUAAUGUUAUAGACUAUGCGCGAGACGAUUUUUUAAAAUCAAGAGAUCGUUCCGAAGAAUUGUAA